CAGCCCCGCGGCGUGCCCUGCCUCCACCUGCUCCCUGCACAUCCUCCCCGGGGAUGCGGGAUGGGCAGAACCCUGGGAGAAGGCACUGACAGAGGUGCAGGAUGGCAGAAAGCCCUGGAAAUAUGUUUGGGGUGGUGGGCAAGGCUUGAGCUUCCCACUCCUGGGGACCUGCUGUCCGCCUUGGGGCUGAGCUCUGCCCUUGGCAGGAGGAGACAGAGCUGCGGGUGCCGGGCACCCACGGUGGCACUCAUGUCACCACACCUGUGUGUGCCCUGCCUGCAGGGAGGAGGGAAUUUGGGUUCGGGGUUCCCAGGAAGGGGUCGGGAAGGAGGGAGACUUUUCCCAGCAGGACAGGGUUUGGAAAGCACCGCAGGUCCUGGGUGCAGCUCCAGAGGUUUUACUCCUCGUGGCCGGAAGCGAGUGGGCCCGCACGCGUGUGGUGGCUCGAGCUGCCAGGGUGAUUAACAGCAAUUAAUUACAGAUGAGCAGCAGUCACCGUCUGCUGUCCAAGUGCCUGGCAGCUUCAGAGCUGCUCAGGAGAUAGAUGAGAAGCAGAUUCCUGCUGGAGGAGGAUGAGGAUAAGGAUGAGGAUGGAGCACUGUGCCAAGCCACACUCCUGACUGUUCCAAAUCCUUGCCACCACUGCACAUCCCUGCAGCCCUGGGACAGUGCUAAGGGACUGUUUCCCCCACCUCCUGCCCCAGCCCUCUAGCACAGAGGUGACAAAACGCCUGUGAGGCUUCCUCCUGACUUCUCAGCCUUGAGAGGAACCUGUGGCCAGGCCAGUGAGAAGUUGGGCCACCUGGUUUAUUUUGGGCUGGUGUUCCGGUCACACAGCAGUGAGUGCAUCUCUGCCCAGCCCCUGCCGGGGGGACACACAGAGGAGGCAGGUUUGUGUGGGCUGGACACACCCAUCCUGCUGGAGUCCCAGUCCCAGCAGUGCUGCUCCAUCCCGUUACUUAACAGCACGGCAGUAACUCCUGGCAGGCGUGGAGGUGCCUGUCUCCUGAUUAAUGCCAUCCACGCUGCUUAAUCCGGAUCAGGGGAGAAAGCCCAGGAGCUCUGAAGGGCUUUGGGAAAUCAGCAGUGCCUGCUGUGAGUGUUUAUGUAAGGUGGCCAUGGUGUGCAGUGCCAGAGGCGAAGCUGGGACCAAGCCAGAGGCACCUGGCAGCUCUGCCAGCACCUGGGCACAGGUGAGGUUGGGAAGGCAAUGUGGGCUCAGCAGGGCCAGGCUGCUGGGGGCUCUGCCUGCACCAAGGCUCCCUCCAGAGCCUGUGGAUGCAGGAGGCCCCGUGGCCCUUCCCUGGGAAGGCAGGACACUCCAUUGGGACAGAGGGGUGAAACCACCACGCUCCACCAGCCCCAUGCCCACUCUGGUAUCCUGCCCCUCUGGAAGUGGCUGAGCUGUGCUUCACACAGUGCAUGUACCUCGAGGGAUGGUGGGAUGAGGAGGUGAGAGGAACCUCUGGCCAUUCAUUGCACAGGAAGAAGCCUCUUUCAUUUCCCUAUUUUGAAUUCUGCUUCCUUCCCCAGUGCUUGGUUUGGAGCACAAGGAGAAUGUGGGAAGGGAUGUGGGCUCUGUCCAUCUCCCCACUGUUUUGGGGAGGGGAAUCAUCUGCUCCCCAGACUGGGCAAGGCUGAAACCACCCAGCUGGGAUUAGGCUGAGCUGAAGGGACCCAAGGUGAGCCCUGCCCUCCACCUCACCACACUGUGCAGACCCUGCAGAGCCAGUGGGUGGCCCUGGUCACAGACCUUUCAUUAAGAGCGUAAGGAAGAACCACAAACAAAGCACAGGAUUAAGUGCCCAAGGCACAGUGCUGGGGGCCCUGGCCAGGCUGAGGGUGUCCAAAUGGGGCUGCCUCCUCCUCCUCCUCCUCUUUCACCUGCCAGUGUGAAGGUCACAGUUCACGUGUCUCCCUGACUGUGGCAAAAAUAGCGCCCGUUAAUCUGGAACCUAAGCAGCUCUCCUGUGUGCAAUUAAAGAGAUCACAAGUCUCGGCCCCAGGGAACGUGUACUGGCACCUAAAGCCCUGGCAGUGGGGCUGCUGGGCAUGGCAUGGCAUGGCAUGGCAUGGCAUGGCAUGGCAUGGCAUGGCAUGGCAUGGCAUGGCAUGGCGGCUCCCACUGGCCCUGGGGGAACAGGUGAGCUGUGUUGGGGAGGAGCUGGUACCCAGGUGACAAAUAUUGUUGAGCUGAUGCAGGGGCCUGGGAGGAGGCACAGCUCCUACAGGGAUAUCCUGAUCCCAGUGCUCCGUUCUGGGGGUUGAGAACGAACUGAGUGCAGCCCCAGAGGAACGGCUUGAGUGGUGCUGGAGGUGAGGAGGGUGAAUGGGGCAUUGCUGGAGCAGUUUGUAGCUGCCCUGGGCUGUCCUUGUGCCCCAUCCCUAGAGCCAUUCCCACAGGAGGGUAUCCCACACAAUGGCUGUGGCAGGGUUGCAGUGGGAAUUCUGCUUGCCUGACAGCCAUAUGGCAGAGCCACUUUGGGCUUUCCACAGUCUCCUCUUUUCUGCAGCAAACAUGGAGUUAAUGAUACACUAAUUGGGUCAGGCAAGGCCAGCCUGGAGUUAUGAAAUGUUGCUGGGCUGGGCAUGCUGUGCUGGGGACAGUGGCAGCUCUGUGUCCCACCCACCAGGGGUAGCUGGUGCUUCCCUCUUGGUUCAGGGAGGUUGAAUCCUGCCUUCACCCCAUCCUCUUGCACAGCAGUGUCCCCAUGGGGAGGGUGUCCUCUGUGCCCUGGGCCAUGGCAGGUCACCUCUAGGUGAGCAACCUCAUGGGCACCUUGGCCAUGCAGGGAGCUGCUUGUGCCUCCAUCCUUCUGUUAUCCAUCCAGGAAGGGGAGGGAGAACUCCAGGCUGGUCCCUCCUCUUCCAUCUCUAUCCAACCCCAUGCCCAGGCCCAUCCCAUCUCCCCUUGCCAUAGGAGCAGCUGCAGAGAGCCCCUGUGACAAUCUGCUCCUUCCCACCAGGAGCAGAGCUUCCACCUCAAUUACCAUCACCUUGCUCCUAAGCCCUCUUUGCCAAUCCCUCUAAGCUGCUUUCCCAGGGCUUCAGCAAGAGAUGUAUUUAUAGCCCACUCUUACUCAUGAAGCGUCUCCCCAAUUAAUCAACUAAUAGGAUUCUUCCCUCAAGUCCCUCUGCCCGAGCACUCACAGACACACAACCCCCCCCAGCCCCAGCCAAGGCUGAGUGGGCGAGAUCAGAUGCCAGGGGAGGGACAGCCAGGGGGGAUAUAAGAAGCUGCAGCACUGGGAGCAGCCUGUAGUGGCUGUGUGGCACUGGGAGCUGCUGGGAGAGGAAGAGAAGUGCGUCUGUCUGUCCAUCCACCUGCCAGAUUUCCUUGUGGACAUUCCUGCACUGAGUUAAAAUGGCAGAUGGAUCAAAGGUUUUCAAGAAGACCAGCCCCAACAGCAAGCUCUCCCUGUACCUGGGGAAGAGAGACUAUGUGGAUAAUGUGGACUCAGUGGAAUCUGUUGAUGGUGUCUGCCUGAUCGACCCGGAGUACCUAAAGGACAGAAAAGUGUAUGUGACGCUGACCUGCGCCUUCCGCUACGGCCGCGAUGACCUCGACGUGAUCGGCCUGACCUUCAGGAAGGACAUCUACGUGCUGACCACCCAGCUGUACCCACCUGUGCCAGACCAGGCCCCCAAAACCCUCACUCCUCUGCAGGAGAAGCUGAUGAAGAAGCUUGGGGAGAACGCCUACCCCUUCACCUUCGAGAUUGCCACCAACUUGCCCUGCUCCAUCACUCUCCAGCCUGGGCCAGAUGAUGUGGGAAAGGCCUGUGGCGUGGACUUUGAGGUCAAAGGAUUUUGUGCUGAAAAUCUGGAGGAGAAAAUUCACAAGAGGAACUCCGUGCGCCUCAUCAUCCGCAAGGUCCAGUUCGCCCCGCUGCAGACGGGGCCGGCCCCGAGAGCCGAGACCACCCGGCAGUUCAUGAUGUCAGACAAGCCUCUGCACCUCGAAGCUUCCCUGGACAGGGAGAUCUACUACCAUGGAGACCCCAUCAAUGUGACCGUCAACAUCAACAACACCACCAACAAGGUUGUGAAAAAAAUUAAGAUCUCAGUGGAUCAGAUCACAGACGUGGUUCUGUAUUCUCUGGACAAGUACACGAAGACUGUGUGUACCGAGGAGAUAAAUGAGACUGUGGCUGCCAAUUCCACCUUCUCCAAAACGUAUGCGGUGACCCCCCUGCUCUCCUCAAACCGCCAGAAGCGAGGCCUCGCUCUCGAUGGCAAACUCAAGCAUGAGGACACCAACCUGGCCUCCACCACCAUCCUGAGACCUGGCAUGGACAAGGAGGUGCUGGGCAUCCUGGUGUCCUACAAAGUGAAGGUCAACCUGGUGGUGUCCCGAGGAGGCAUCCUGGGGGAUCUCACUGCCAGUGAUGUUGGGGUGGAGAUGCCCGUCAUCCUCAUGCACCCGAAGCCUGAUGACUCUAAGCCAAGGAGCGAGGAGGACAUUGUCAUCGAGGAAUUUGCUCGCCAGAAGCUCAAGGGAGAGAAGGAUGAUGAAGACGAGAAGGAGGAAGCUGAGAAAGAGGAGAGCUAA
Serinus canaria (Common canary) is the source of this 4552-nucleotide messenger RNA. It is a transcript of the gene ARR3, whose product is annotated as arrestin 3. The coding region runs from base 3365 to 4552 and encodes 395 amino acids. Gene Ontology annotation, biological process: signal transduction; G protein-coupled receptor internalization; visual perception. The transcript is spliced from 18 exons. The record is from RefSeq and is a predicted model, not a curated record. Gene Ontology annotation, molecular function: G protein-coupled receptor binding. NCBI's taxonomy places the organism in Eukaryota, Metazoa, Chordata, Aves, Passeriformes, Fringillidae.